GAAAAAUCGGAGACGAGAUUUGCGGUGCGCGCGAGGGAGUGGCCGCUACAGCAUCUGGUUGCACAAGAGCUACUUGCCAGCCUCUCAGAGCAGCGCAACCAAUCGCGAGCAGCUGUGAGACAGCGUAGGCGACGCACAGCCACCGGGUCACAAGGCCAGGAUUUAUCCGGCGCCAUAUAUUGCCGCGCAGCCUCGGACACGCCCGGCAGGCGUCGUCUGCGCAUAGGGCCAGCGCUGCCACGACCGCGCGGGUGUCGAAAAACCGUCGCCGCCGAACGAAAAGACAACGCCGGCCGCGAUGUCCGAGUUCGACGAGGAGGACCCCGAAAUCGCCGCCGCGUCGGCGCAGGGCGGCUACACGAAUGAUGAAAACGACAACGAGGGCUUCGUGAGCUUGGACGCGGUGAAGAAGCACUACCGGGGCGCCGACGACGACGACGAGGAGUCGGACGAUGGGUUGGACAUCACUGAAAAAUUAAGGAAGGAGAUGACGUGUGCUGUGUGUUUAUCUUUAUUCCGCGAUCCUAUUGCAUUAAGGUGCGGCCACGCGUACUGUCGAGCUUGUGCCGCUACGUUGAGACUACGUAGCGAACCGAAGCGCGCCCGGUGCCCCGCGUGCCGAGCGCCUUUACGUAAGGGUGAAGAUGAAGAAACACCGACGUCCAUACCUCUGAGAAAUGCAUGUAGACUCCUAAGAACGGCAGAAGAACGGGAAGCCGACGACUCCAUCCAGCGCGCGAGAGCCGCGGAGGAAGCGGCGGAAGAAAGACGGCGGGAAAUCGACGACGCGUUAGGUGAGUGCCUCGUCGCGGCGUCGGCGAACGACCCGCCCGUCGGGUGGCGGCGCAUCCAAUUCGGGAAACGAUUAGCUGUUUGUACUAGAAAUGUCCGAAGAGAGGGCACGUCGCAUCGCAUCGCUCUAGCAUUAAGGCUGGAUCGGUGGGACAUCGACCAUGAUUCAGCGAACUUUGGGGUCUGCGUCCUGAAGGCCGAGGACGACGAGGACACUCUGUCAGAGCCGUUGCCCGUGUGUCUCUCGACUACGGGAGACGACGACUGCCUGAUCGCGCGGGACCACGCCGAUCGGAGCGUGGUGCUCGAAGGCGAAAAUGCGCCCUCGUUCGGGGGCCCCUGGGCGCAGACCGCGGCGUUGGUGCGGGGCGAGGCCUGGUUCGGCGAUGUUGAUGUGUGGGGCGGCGGCGAGCCCUGGGAGAGCGUCGGCGACUGGUUAGUGUUGGAUUUGGUGGACGCGGAGUGCGGGUUGGAGUUGAGGAUAGCCGUGCACCGCUCGCUGGACGCACAGGCGCCAGAUGAGAGCGAUGUGGAGUCGGCCGGGUCGCGGAGCUCGCGCUACGAGUCCGACGACGGGUUCAUCGUGGCGAGCGACGAGGAGGACGCCGUCGAGGCGUCGGCGGACGCGGAGUUCUCUGACGAAGAGCCGCCGGCGCGCUUAACGGGCCACAUGAGCCGCGAGGCGGCGCGGGCGGCUGUCGACUCGCCUUCCUUCUUAAACGGCCUCGGGGAUGCGGCCGGCGCGUCGGACGACUCGGACGAGGACGAGGAGGAGGAGCCGAUCCGGCGGAAGCGGCCUAGGCGAUAACCUUACUCA
This is a messenger RNA of Pelagomonas calceolata, 1609 nucleotides long. Lineage: Eukaryota; Pelagophyceae; Pelagomonadales; Pelagomonadaceae. The record is from the annotation of a GenBank genome assembly.